AAACACAGGAAGUAGGACAGUUUAAGUGAUCCCCUUGUGACAUACACUUUCAUCUCAGGCUGCACGUUUAUUUCAACAGUUUUAGUAACAUUUAAAAGAAAACUUAUUUGCACUUUAUUUGCAGAAAUGGGGAUUGAGGCCUGGUACAUGGACAGUUCUGAUGAAGACCAGAGAAAACCGCACAAAUUGAACCCAAAUCAACCUCUCUCUAUGGAGGACUUACAAAAGCUUGGUGUUUAUCACUGGAAGUUAAAUGCUGAUAUAUAUGAAUCAGACCCAGAAUUGGAGAAAAUACGUAAAGAACAAGGUUACUCCUAUAUGGACAUCAUCACUAUUCACAAAGACACACUGCCCAACUAUGAAGAUAAGCUGAAGAUGUUUUUUGAGGAGCACUUACACCUGGAUGAUGAAAUUCGUUACAUCCUCGAUGGUCAGGCCUACUUCGAUGUUAGAGACAAAGAGGACCGAUGGAUCCGGAUCUCCAUGAGCAAAGGAGACCUGAUCACUCUGCCUGCUGGUAUCUACCAUCGCUUCACUCUGGAUGAGACUAACUACACCAAAGCUAUGAGAUUAUUUGUGGGAGAACCAGUUUGGAAAGCCUACAACCGUCCUGCUGAUGACUUUGACAUCAGAAAGAAGUAUCUAGCUUCUUUACAAGGAUCUUGAACAUUUAGAUUUAAUCCGCCCAUCUACAUGGACCUGGCACAAUAGACAAGUGAAUGAUUUUGUUUUCCAUAAUUCAUGUUGUGAUCACUUUAAGAUUUCAUUUACUACUUUGUUUGUUUCUGAGCCCUUGCCAAGGUAAUGAAUUAUUCUAGACUUAUUGUUGGUGAUUUUGGCUUUGUCAGUCAAAUUAAAUAACACUAAACUCCAAGAUAUGUGCCAUAUUAGAGUGCCUUUUCAGCUGCUGACUGAUGAUCUGAAUUCCCAAAUAAUUUUGAAAACAAUGACGCUGUGUUUUAGUGCAUUUUUGGUUUAAUGAAAAAGGAAGUUUAUUUAGAUUAAAACAUAUUUAAUUUUCUUAUAUAAAUAUGAUUAACACAGUAUGUAAACAUUAAUUAAAGACUCACCAGCACAAAUCAAUAAAACGUAUGACAUUAGGUCAAACAAUCUACGAUGUACAAUACGAAUCUGCAUUUUACAUUCUCCAUAGUGAGAAAUAUAAUCUGGGUGAGUUGUUUACCUUCUCUGCACAUGGCUUAAUAAACUAAUGAGGAACAGACA
Molecule: messenger RNA, 1224 nt
Organism: Periophthalmus magnuspinnatus
Lineage: Eukaryota; Metazoa; Chordata; Actinopteri; Gobiiformes; Gobiidae
Gene: adi1
Product: acireductone dioxygenase 1
Exons: 4
Coding region: 127-666 (179 amino acids)
Molecular function (GO): acireductone dioxygenase [iron(II)-requiring] activity
Source: RefSeq, a predicted model, not a curated record